Messenger RNA from Schizophyllum commune H4-8, 2547 nucleotides. RefSeq lists its product as uncharacterized. The transcript is spliced from 6 exons. NCBI's taxonomy places the organism in Eukaryota, Fungi, Basidiomycota, Agaricomycetes, Agaricales, Schizophyllaceae. The coding region runs from base 25 to 2424 and encodes 799 amino acids. The record is from RefSeq and is a predicted model, not a curated record.
GGUUCCUUCUUUCGUCCUACCAUCAUGAGCUCCGUGCCCACAUCGCCGCUUUCAUUGACCCUCCCACAAGAGAUCAAGGAUAUCAUCAUACAGCAUCUCUCUGCAUAUCCAUCGACACUCGCAUCCUGCGCUCUUGCGCACCGAAGCCUUACCUCGACUUCUCAGACGUUGCUUUUCCGCGCUGUGCUCUUAUCCGGCGCCGAUCGUACCAAUGCCUUUCGCGAAUCUAUCACAUCGUCUCAUUACCUUGCUUCCCUUGUCACUCAGCUCGUGAUCGCCGAGCUCGAUAAACCCUGGGUUGCCGACGCUGUCCCACAGUUGCUCGCCGUGCUCGAGGCGCUGCCCAACCUUACCGCACUCGCCAUGCGAUGCGGUGCACCUGGGAGUCUUGAAUGGGCUGUGGGCCCUGACGCCGGCGAAGCCCCGGCUGAUACAUCAGUGCUCCUCGCGCAAUGCGCGAACAGACUGCGUGUGUUAGAGCUGGAUCUCUACUUCGACUUCUGGUCGACCUACAUUCGAUACUACUCUUUCCCCGCUCUUCACACCCUCAUCUUCAGUCAUGAAGUCUGGUACGAGAGCACCAUACAGGGCUGGCUGAUAGUGACGCCCACUAUCCGGCGUGUCGUCCUUUGGGUUAUGAAUGGCCCGAAGGCCUUGAGAGGGCUGCAGGUGACGGAGCAGGGCUUGGUGCAUGGCAAGCCGUACUGGACCGACGGAGAGGUUAUGGGCGGGGAUUGGUGGCUGGGGGCAGAGACAAUGGAGGAGGGAAGGAACUUGGAAAGGAUCGAGAUGGUGGUUUAUCAGGAGGAGGAGUCGGGCGACGGAGCUCGGGACGACGUGAAAACAGAUCCUCUGGGUGUAUACAAGUGCAAGGAUGGAAGGAAGGUAGAGGUCGUCAUUGUAAGGAUCCCCAAGAUGGAAAACCGAAGGCUGAAUACGGCGUCUCCUGACGGCGGCUUUGGUGCUGAACCACCGCAGGCGGUACAGGAUGCUGGACACCCUCCAGCGCCGAUGCGAUGCCAUCCUCCGUCCGAGGAGGUGGAGCUCGCCUUCCUUAGUAAGGAUUGCUUGAAUGAUGUUCCUGACGAGUUGAAGGGCCUUUCGGUGCUAUCUUCGGAGGGAAAUUACCUCGUUGUUGGACCGCCAGAUGUUGCAGACGCAUAUGGAGACCACUCCGUACCAUUGCAAGUGGUCAUCGCACGGCACAGACGCAAGAAUGCCACACUCUCCCCCCAUCCGUGCUUCAUCCAUCGGUUGCCGACGGAAGUUCUGUGCGCCAUCUUCCUGAUGUGCGGCGACCAGAAUAAGGUCUUCGAUUAUACGCGGGACGAGCGUAUGGACUCGGUUAGCGUUCACGCGGAAACCUCUUUCUACAUCCGGUCGACAGUGGCCAUUGGGGGCGUCUGCUGGCGCUGGUACACGGUAACGCGCGGAUGCCCUCAACUCUGGACCUUGGUCGACGUCCCCUUGCCUCAGCCUCGCGAUGUGGCCACCUUGCGGCUCAGUCUCAAAUACUCUAAAGGCCUACCGCUGACGCUUCGUAUCAACGACCUCCAUUACUCCCCCAAAAGCAACGUCAUUGCUUGCCAGAAGUUCAUGACUCUCGUCGCCAAUUCGUCUCGUCGUUGGGAGGAGAUAUCCAUCAUUUUAAGGCAAAAAUCUCCGACCCCUGACGAACUGGUCUCGCCACUACAGCAGUUACCUCAAAACGCCUUCGAACUCCUGAAAAAGGCCAUGCUGCGCUUAUUCGAAGAUGAUCAUGAGGGCACGAUCUCUUCGCGCGUUUGGCAGAAGUUCUAUACCUCGCCUGCACUCCACGCGGCAAAAUGGUUCUAUGUACCAGUCGACGCCCCUGCAUCCAUUCUUCGCCGUCUAACUCACGUUGGAGUCGAAGUCAUCCUACCCGAGGAAAUUAUGGAACUCCUUCGAGCGUGCCCUCUGCUCCAGGCUUUGCAGGCUGUGGUCGUUCCACCCGAGGACCUCUUCCCCGGGAGGGACGAUGGAUACUUAUUCCCAAUUCUGCCAACGCCUAUACACCUACCAUACCUUCGCGCUCUCACACUGCGCGGUAUGUAUGACUGGUCGCACUUCUUCGACGGCAUUAAGGCCCCUCGUAUCAGACGCAUAGAACUGGUCAUCGCAGGUGUCCAGGCCACCCCCAUAUGUGCGAUGUUGAGUCGCUCGUCGGCAUCUCUAGACAUGCUCGCCCUCCGCUGGGUAUUUCCUGGCUGUGACGGCGAGAUAGCGACACUGCUGCGAAGCCCACAAUUGAGACAGCUGAAGAUAUUUCGCUACGAAGGUUAUAAAGGACCGGAGCGUGAACCUGAUCGCUUUGACCCUUCGCCAUAUCUACCACCUAAUCUUGUUACAUUCACUAAGAUAUACGAGGUAGCGGAAAAAGCGUAUUGUGCAUUGGGGAUGUAAUCGCCCAGAUGGAACCGUACUUGAUGAAUCGUCAUAUAUCAUCGUAUACGCACAGAGACUUGUUACUGAGUAGCUAGAGUCCAGCUAGCGUGGUGAGCGAACAAAUUCUGUACUUGAGACGAC